Molecule: messenger RNA, 1804 nt
Organism: Amaranthus tricolor (Joseph's coat)
Lineage: Eukaryota; Viridiplantae; Streptophyta; Magnoliopsida; Caryophyllales; Amaranthaceae
Product: pentatricopeptide repeat-containing protein At4g18975, chloroplastic
Exons: 7
Coding region: 402-1259 (285 amino acids)
Molecular function (GO): protein binding
Source: RefSeq, a predicted model, not a curated record
UAAUUGGAUUAUUCUUUAAAAAAAAAAUAUUAAUUGGUUUAUUCAAUCAAUAUAAGAACAUACGCCGGUGAGACCACGCGAAUUUAUGUUUUCCCGUUGUACCUUGAUUUCAUUCGUUCUUCUCUUGCCCUGGUUAGAACCAGAGACCACUAGCAGUCCAGCCCCCGAAGUUUUCUUGGCCAUCCACCGUCAUCAUCCUCCUCCUUCGCGGCACCGCCGCUACCAUCAUCUUCAUUUCCAUUUUCAACCUUCUUUACCACCAUUCUCCACUUUCGCUACUGUCUCAAUGAAAAAACUUGAUCCUUAAUUUUACUGUUAAUGUACUUUUGCUUCAUGUGCUAUUGUUUCAUGAACCUCUAAUUUCUUUCACUGGAUUUUCUCGAAGUCGAUUUCUGUUAUUAAUGAUGUUGCGAUCAGUGGUUCGGCAUGUGUUACGUCGUAGCUCGGAGAUCAGCGUGGUUAGAUGCCAAUCCCCGAAACUAUAUUUCUGUACAAUGCCCCAAGCUGAGGGUCGAAACAAGGUGACAUCUAAUGAACAUGGGAGGGGAAAUGGCAAUGAACAAAAAUUUCUUAUAGGACAACAUAUUACAAGGAAAGAGAAGACCAAAUUUCUUAUCAAGACGCUUUUUGAUCUGGAAGAUAGUAAAGAAGCUAUCUAUGGCACACUUGACGCUUGGGUGGCUUGGGAGCAGGAUUUUCCAAUCGCUGCACUCAAGAAUGUAAUGCUGGUUCUUGAAAAAAACCAACAGUGGCACAGAGUUAUACAGGUAAUAAAAUGGAUGCUAAGCAAAGGUCAAGGCAACACAAUAGGAACAUACAAGCAGCUGAUACGAGCUUUAGAUAUGGACCACCGAGCCGAGGAAGCUCAUAAUUUUUGGAUGAGAAAGAUUGGUAAUGAUCUUCAUUCAGUGCCAUGGCAAGCAUGCCAUCUCAUGAUUUCAAUCUAUCAUCGAAACAAUAUGUUGGAUCGUCUAGUCAAGCUUUUCAAAAGCCUGGAGGCUUUUGAUCGUAAACCUCCAGAGAAGUCAAUAGUGCAGAAAGUGGCAGAUGCAUAUGAAUUGUUGGGCAUGGUGGAUGACAAAGAGAAAUUAUUGGACAAGUAUGCUGAUCUUCUGAGUAGAACUUGUGAAGAAUCCAGAAGGAAAUCAAAUACGGUUCCAUUCAAAAAGAAAGUCGGGGCGAAAGGGAAAAUCGGGUCCAAACAGAAGGAAACUUCAUCAGAGAGGAAAAGAAAUCUCAGUGAUGGUGUGAAAGAAUGAAUGAUAUAGGUUACUGUUGUUAGUGCUGUUCAAGUUUUUAGCGUUGCAGGGUGCGAGCUUUAUGUUAAUCAAUCCAAGAUGGUUAGUUUUGCUGAUUAUUUACCUGUAAUCCCAAUGGUUUUUCGAGGUAUUAAGAAGGAAAAGCUAACUCCUCUGUUCUUUUGUUUGUGGAAUAUGCCCUGCAUACCAUCCGACAAUGAUGUUGCCAUUUUGGAACAACCACCCCAGCACCAACAACGCCAGCCGAGGAUAUAUUUUUAUUUUUUUUUCCGGAAGUUAUCAAAUAAAUUAAUGUGUCAAUUGUUAUUAAUGUUUGUGAAUACAUUUAAGUUUCAUUUUAAUUUAAUUUGGUACCUUAUUUUUUCACUUUGUAUAAGACGGUUUCAUUGAGAGAUGCAUCUCAUAUAUGGGUUAAAUUGUUCAUCUAAUAAUAUUGCUUGUUGAAGGUGUCUCAUCGAGAGAUGUUUUCUCACAAGAGUAACUCUUUUUUUUUUCUUAGAAAAUUACGACAAAGUAGGAUUGAAAUUAUGAACCUGAAAAAAUGU